AUGGUGCGCGGCGCCCGGACGGCGCCCGCCCGCGGCGGCAAGAAGAAGGGCCGCACGCCGUCGCCGAAGGGCCGCGCCGGCAAGAAGAAGGGCCGGACGCCGUCGCCGAAGCGCAAGGGCCGCAAGGACCGGCGCCGCGGCCGCGUCUCGGACUACAGCGACUCGGACUACAGCUCGCGGUCCUCGCGGUCGCGGUCGACGAGCCGGGAGCCGUCGCCGACGCCGUCGCAGGAGCAGGAGGAGCUGGCCGAGGGCAUCGAGACUCUCGUGGAUUUGGAGCGCGACCUCCGCGCGCUGCGGACGGAGCGGCUCCGCGAGGAGAAUGAGGCCAUAAAGCGCGAACGCGACGCCUGGCGGGAGCGCGCCGAGGGCGCCGCGGCGACGAGGGGCGGCCUGCGUCGCGCGCACGCGCCGGCGCCGCCCGCGCGCGCGCCGCGGUCGCGGCCCCUCGUCCGGGCGCAGGCCGACGCCCAGGGCGGCUUCGAGGACGAGGACGAGGGCGCGGACGACGUCGUGGACCUGAGCGGCGCCCAGGCGGGCGACGGGCGCUUCGCGACGCUCGUGAAGCGCGUGCACGCGCGGGCCGCGACGGAGGACCAGGCGCCGCAGGCGUGCUCCGUGUCGCACGCCCUCCUGGCGGAGAACGACCUGACGGACGCCUGCGAGCCGGCGCUCUCCGAGUUCGUCGCGGCGCAGCGGCUGCGCGUCUUGGAUCUGGAGGGCAACGCGCUGGGCCUGCGGGGCCUCGAGGCGGUCUGCCGGGCGCUCGCCGACGCCUCGGGCGCGUCGGGCACGCGGCUCCAGCGGCUGUGCCUGGCGGGCAACGGCUUCGCCGGCGAGCGGGGCGCCGGCGCGGCGCUCGGCGAGGCCCUGUACAAUCGGUCCAAGGAGGGCCACCUGCAGAAGCUGUUUGAAGUGACGUGCACGCUGGGCGACGACCCGCGCCUCGCGCGGGACGGAGAAGUGCCGCGGCGCAUGGUCCUCGGGCGGCGGACGCGCGGGCACCCGCUCGCCGACAACCCCAUCCUGCCCGACGACCCGAACGCGCCGGACGCCGUAUCAUCAAUGCCCCCGCCGCCGCCCCCCACCAAAAAGGCCGCUCCAAAGAAGCGGCCAACUCCCAAAAAGGCGGCGCGCCGCGGCGCGACGACCGCGACCGCGAAAGCCUCCGGCGACUCGCGGCCCCUGAACGCCGCGGCGUUCCUGGACAAGAUAAGCCUCGACGAUGCGGACGGCGCGCCGCAGCUCGCGGCGCUCGUCGCGCUCGCGCUGCGCGGCGCCCAAAUCACGCGCGACGCCGUCCAGAGCCUCGCGCGCAUGCGGCGCCUGACGGCGCUGGACCUGUCCUUCGCCUUCGUCGGCCCCCGCGGGGCCGCGGACCUGGCGGCCUCGCUCGUCGCCGGCGCGGACCCCGGCGACGCGCGCGCGGCGGGCCUCACGUAUUUAAACCUGACGCACAACGGCAUCGGCGACGCCGGCGUCCUGGCCCUCGCGGCCGCCCUGGACGGGUCCCUGCGCAAACCCCAGCCCGACGGCUACUACGACCUCGCGGUCGACAAGCGUGCGCGCGACGACGGCGACGCCCGCGCGCGCAAGCUCGGCCUCGCGGCGCGGGCGGCCGACGACGGCCCGUCCGCGCGCGACGCCUUCGCGCGUGCGCGCCGCGACGCGCGCGAAGGAAAGAAACCGCCGCCCGCGAAGGAGAAAAAGGAAAAGAAGGCGGCGGCGAAGAAGCCGCCGCCGCGCCGGGGCGCCAAGGACCGGAAGCGGGCGGGCCGCGAGGCGCCGGCGCCGGCCGCGCCGGCGGCGCCGCCCGGGCCGCGGGCGCCGUCGCUGACGGUGCUCGACGUGUCCGCGAACCGCAUCGGCCAGCGCGGCGCGCGCGCGCUCGCGCUGGCGCUGAAGCGGUCGCCGACGCUGGCGUCGGUGAACGUGGGCCGGAACGACCUCGGCGCGGACGCCUGCGCGGCCCUGCUCAAGGCCGGCGCGCAGAGCGCCGGCCUCUUCGAGCUGCGGGGCGCGCGCGCCGCGGGCGCGCGCGCCGCGGACGUCGCGGCCUUCGCCCGCCGCGCGGCGGACCGCCUCGAGGUGACGCGCCGGUCCGCGGGCGGCGGCGGGCGGACGCGCACCAUCACGAUCCGCGAGGACGACGCGGGCGACGAGGCGGCGCCGACCGUCUGCGACAUGCCGCCCGACGCGACGCUCCGCUACGCGGCCGGCGCCGGGCCCCUCGUCGCGCGGCCCCCCGAGGUCGACGGCGAGGCCCUGCGGCGGGCGGAGCGCGAGCGCGAGGCGGCGGCGAGCGCGCCGGAGGACGCGGAGGACGCGGCCGACGCGCCGCCGCCCUCGGCUCUGGGCCGGGCGAUCCUGAACGCCGCCGCGGCCGUGCGCGCGGCCUGCGGCGCCGCGCGCGACGGGGCCGACGACGGCUUCGCGCUGGCCUGGUCGCCCGCGGAGGUCGCGACGAUGCGCCGCGAGCGGCCCUGCCUGCCCGCGCCGCCGCCGCGGAGCGCCUGGCGCUGCGUCGGGCGCGCGUACGCGCCGGUCGCGGGCCAGCUCGUCGUGAGCUGGGCGACGUGCGUGCACCCGGCGCCCGUCGGCUUCCGCUGGCACCUCGUCCGGUCGCGGCCGCUCGGGGGCGGCGUGUCCGACGGCCUCGCCUCGGGCUCGCGCGCGGGCGAGACGGCGACGCCCGACGAGCCCGACGCGUACUACCCGCGCGGGUCGCCCUGGGCCUGGCACGCGCACCGGCUCGACGUCGCCGACGCGCUGCCCGGCGACGUGCUCUCGGUCUGGGCGGCGCCCGACGGCCCCGAGGACCUCGCGCGCCAGGAGGCCGCCCAACUCGUCGCGCGCGACCUGAGUGUGGGGCUCGCGGCGUCGCACCUCGCCGCGACGCCCGACGCGUCCUGCCUCCACGACGCGGCGAUCCUCGCGCUGCCGUUCCACGACUCGGCGCCGCUGGACGCGUUCGACGGGACGGGGCGGGCGUAGUGGUUUUUCUAACUUCCGAGUAGCGGUU
Messenger RNA from Pelagomonas calceolata, 3022 nucleotides. Lineage: Eukaryota; Pelagophyceae; Pelagomonadales; Pelagomonadaceae. The record is from the annotation of a GenBank genome assembly.